AUGCCUUGGUCGCUCACUAAAACAUAGCAACCAGUAAACGCGGCAAAAGAAAUCGUUUCUUAUUUUAUAACUCGAGAAAUUCAUCUAGCACCGUCUAGCCUAAUCCAUGCACUAGAAGAUGAGAGCUUCGUCAUCACUCUAUCGUUCAUUUUACAAGCACAAGGACCUAGAGACUCUGCCACACAGCUGUCAGCUUGUCUUCGCCGUGGAAUAGAUAAAUAUACGGCACUUCGAAUUUAGUUGUUUGGCACAACUUCGCUUUACCGUCGCCCUUGAGAUAACAGAUCUUGUGAAACUAGACGUAAAGAUAGCGAAAUGUAUUUCUAACACCAAAUGGGUGGCUGUGCAUCGCAAGUUGUACCAGAAGAGGUUGCUGGGCAACAGCCACGAAAACGCGUUUGGUGUGUUUGCUGCACCGUCCGAAAAGAGAACUCCUCCGUUAAGUUGUUGAACAACUCAAAUGGAAGUGCCUCUGAAAUGACAAAACCAACAAUAGACGAAAUGAAGAAUUGGAAACACGAUUUCCAUGCGUUGCUAAGCAGCAAGUACGGCGUUAAUCAAUUCCAAGAAUUUCUCCGCUCACAGUAUGGCGAGGAAAACCUUUGUUUCUGGCUGGCCGUGGAAGACUACAGACGACUAGAGGACAGGGAGAGUCGACGAGAUAUGGCUAGGAUGAUCUAUGAAGAUUACGUGUCAACGCUGUCGCCAACAGAGAUAAGUCUGGACGCCAAGAUCCGCGCCACUGUGGACAAAAGUAUGUCUGAUCCGGACCAGAACACUUUCGACCCUGCACAAGACCACAUCUACACGCUCAUGUACCACGACUGCUUCCCUCGAUUCAUCAAGUCGAAACAUUACAAAAACCUCAUCAAGUCCUCAUAGGCGCUUUAUGUAGACAUAGUGUACAGCUUUUGCUCGGGCCGUAGCAAGUGGGGUGCGUGGGAGACUGCUUUGUCGUGAUACGGAUUGUUGAGUGCUGUCGACAGCGAGGACUUAUGUUAGCGUAUUGCAAUUGUGGCAAACACUACAUCAGUGUCGUAGAACUGGUGUCGACCUCAUGGUGGUGCUCGUUUUGCAACCCAAUAGAAACAAUAUGUUGUUGUUUACAUCCAUUGUUAUCGGUUAAGGUGGCACAAGGACGAAUUGCCAGAAUGAGUUGCGCGGAAAAAGACUAGGACGAGAGAUGGUCAGGUGUAGAAUUGAAGGAAAACUCUGGUUUGUUAUGUCCUAGAGAUGGUGCGCAAUGUGAUGUAACCAGAGCGGAACAUAUUAACCUCUCAAUGGAACCUCGGCUUGUUAAACUGGUCCACUUUUAUACGGAGAAGCAGAAACAAAUUAAAAGAUCUACAGUCAUCAAAAAUUGCAUGUCAAUGUAGCUACGAAAACGGGGAUAUUUUAGUUGGGUGUUGGUGAGUUUUAUAUCAAAAUAAUGUAUAUAACUGCGGUAAUUGAACAUAUGAAUCAUAUACGAGAGAAAGUAGACAGAAGCAGUUAGAGAUAUAUAUAUAGUAGAUUACGUAGUUUAGUCUUAACAUUUUGCUGAGGAAAACCCCAUUUUACACAGCCUUUAUACAAAUUGUCCUCAAAAAUUAUGUACAUAUGUGGUUAAUGUUUUACCGAAGUAAUAGGGGUUCGGGACGGGGCUAAUUUAUUACAAAAUUGAUUUUGAAUUGGCUAAAAGUUACCAUAGUUGUAUAGUGAUAAAUAGAUAAUUGUUUAUAGAUACAUAUCAUUCCUUCAUUUCAAGAAAUUAACGAUGGGAACAAAAAAAUUAGUAGAGAAGAUUUUUCCAGUUCAGUUUUUCAUCGCGAACCAAAUCCGUAACUGCUGAACCGCUUUCUGGCUCCCGUCGAUCAGACAGAAGCUGACAGGCAUUUUAGGCAUUUUGUCGAUUGGGAUCCGUAAGCGCAAGUUCGUCUGGUGCACAUUAGCAAAA
Nematostella vectensis (starlet sea anemone) is the source of this 1936-nucleotide messenger RNA. Its product is annotated as regulator of G-protein signaling 17. Bases 334 to 882 code for a protein of 182 amino acids. The transcript has 6 exons. The record is from RefSeq and is a predicted model, not a curated record. Lineage: Eukaryota; Metazoa; Cnidaria; Anthozoa; Actiniaria; Edwardsiidae.